Molecule: messenger RNA, 1998 nt
Organism: Trichoderma gamsii
Lineage: Eukaryota; Fungi; Ascomycota; Sordariomycetes; Hypocreales; Hypocreaceae
Exons: 1
Coding region: 1-1998 (665 amino acids)
Source: RefSeq, a predicted model, not a curated record
AUGGCUUCCACCGAACAACUUUUCAUCGCCACGCUGAGGAGCGACCGCAUCAAAGAAAUCUUAUUUACAUAUCUCUCCAUCUCAGACAUCUGCGCUAUCCGCAAGACCUCCUCUGCCUGCUGCAAUUUGGUCACCAAGCGCCUCUUCACCCGCAUCCAUGUCACCUUCACACCCAAUACCUUCACGAGGCCCUCGCGCAUUGCUGCACUGGGGCGAAUUGGACAUCACGUUGAGCACUUGACCUUUUGCUUUGCUCACUCGGAUGCGACGUUUCUCCCACCACUGAUCCAUCCAAAGACAGGUGAAGAAAUUACCUUUUCGUAUAAGCCGCUCACCACCAUGGAAUCGGCACUUACACGGCGGCCCAAGUACGCCAACACUGAGCUGGGAGAGAUACUGACCCAGCAGUAUCCUCCUCUGUUCCAUGCCGCCACCAAUGUCCCCAGCUUCAUAUAUGCCAUGGGAUAUAUUCCCAACAUGAGGCAUCUGACCAUUCGUUGUCCCGACCAAGAUCCCCGAGAGAGGUACAGAAGAGACAUUGUCGACUAUGCCCUCAUCAGCGUACGCAUCGCUAUUGAACGCACGCCAAUGUUGAAACUCAAUAAGCUGUCUCUCUCAUCACUCCAUCCCGCUGCUUUCAACUGCCUCAAGUUCAUCAACGGAAUAGGCAGCCUUCCAUCCGCCAAUCGUAGAUGGCAGCAAAUCAAAAAGUUACACAUCACCGUCGAGUCAUGGGACUUUUACGGCCCCUCCCCUGGCCUUGACCAUCUCAAAAUCCUCGAUGACUACAUCCGCUGUUUCUCUCAAAGACUAGACAAAUUCACAUUUGCCUGGAUUGGUGCCAAAGGCCCGUGUCCCAUUGCCUUGUCCGCCGACCCCCUGUUCGCGCCGCCUCGCAGUUCUAAGAAGCUCUUCCACGAGAUCACGUCCGCAAUGUCUCCUCUCCCCGCGCGGCCUCUCCGGUCUCCCAUGCAUUUCCCUAAGCUGCGCUAUCUGCAAAUCCGUAAUGCCGUCAUGAACUCCCCUCAGUUGAAGAGCUUGAUUGCUUCCCAUCAAAAGACGGUCAAGCAGUUUGGCUUUGAGAAUGUCGUCCUUACCAAUAACGAUAGCUGGGAUGAAGCACUGGCAUCCGUAACGAAGAGUGAUGGCGAUUGGUAUCGAAGCAGAGCUGCAGCAUCUUUGGAGUACUUGUCCUCUCCUGUAGCUAGCAUAAGCGAAGAGGGACUGCCCAGUCCAAGUGCGGCAGCUGAGAUUGCUAGCAGAGAGCUGAUGGAUCUGGAUCUAGGCCUCGGUGGUCUUACUUUGGAUGAUAAUGCAAGAUAUGCAGUAUCAGGAUCCACAAAUGACUUGGAUGGACCAAGAGAAUCAGAUACCAGCGUUUCUACGGAGACUACGAGAAGACGUGUUCGUCGACACCACAGAAAGCAUUCCAAGGAAGAAAAGAAGGAACAUGCCCCUGAAUAUCCAUCUCCCCUUUCGCCUCCCUUAUCCUCUCACAGCCACAAAUCUUCCUCCUCUGUGCACGGCCAAAAACCAUCAAAGCUUCGUUUCAGUCUCUCUACCGACUCCAGCCAAAUCGCCUACUCUGCCAUUCCCGAACCGCUGUCCAUCACGUCUCCCAUCAUCUCCUCUUCACCCCAGCCAGUCCUCCUUCAACCGGCCAUCUACUCUCCCUAUUCCCCUCAUCAGGCCGGACCUAAUGAGGGUAUGUCAAGCAUACAGCGCAGCUUGGAAAAAGAACAAAAUCAUCGCCUCUUUGCCGAAGAUGCGGAUGCUAGAGCAAACGCGUUGCAGAAGGCCAAAGAAGCCGUGUUGGCGAAACUCAGCAAAGAGUUUUAUGAGAAGAAGAAUAAGAACAGAAUGGUAGAUGCGGCCUCUGCACGUCGAUAUAUGAAUGCGAGAGAUAUGAGUGGAUGCGGCAGAAAUGUGGUGAUGGAGGAUUGGAGAGCAAUGGAUAGCCGGAGCGCGAUGGUGCCCUUGAUUUACAGCCCGUCUUAA